AUGAAUAAUGAACAAGAGGUUACAAUCAAAGUAGAGCAGCUUUCUAGGUUACUUUUAAGCAAUGGACCAUUAGCUAUUCGUUAUAUUAACAACUAUAUAUCGGGUCAAGACCCUAAUUUUAAGAAACUUUCUACUUCCAAACAGAGAAGACUUAUAUUGAAUGUAUUACAAGCUGGGGAUAAAGAUAAAAGUGUAAUAUUUGAAAAGAUUGGAUGGGGUCUUUGGAAUGCAAAAGUAGUCAAACCUGAAGAUUUUAUUAAAGAAAGAGAAGCCAUGAAUAUAGCUAAUGCGAAAGUGAAAGAUGAACAUCGCAAAAGUAGUAAUGAUAAACAUGUAUUAUUGCAACCAUCAAAGACAACUUAUAUUGACGAAAAUGCAUUAGCUUCUGAUGAUGAAGAUGAUGAAGUCUCUGGUACAUUUAAUGACACUGACGAUAUUCUUCUAAACUACGAUGACAUUUACUCUCAACGAUCAAAGAAAACUGCCAAUUUACGUCGUACCAGCGUAGUCUCUGUAGAAUCACCUCCUGAAUCGUUGAAACAUGAGAUUCUAGCUCAACAAAAAUUAAAGCCAUUUAUGAAAUCUCAUCGGAAAUCAUCAACUUCAUCUCCCCAACCAAUCACUGGAGAAUCAAGAAGAGAGUCAAGAUUAUCAGUAUCAAAAGAAUCUUCCAUAAGAUCCACACUUCUCCCAAAUAACAAGAAUUAUCAAUUUUAUUCAAAAAAAUCAAACGCCAGCAAUGAUGAUAACCUUAUUAAACUGAACAACCAAAUCAGUAAUAAUGACAGUAUAAAUAGCAAUUAUCAAGAAGAACCAUCGGCUCUUUCCGAUACUGAUGAAGAAGAUUGGGCUUCAAUAGGAGCACAAUCAUUAAGAAAUACUCAAAGUCCAAUUAUAAGACCAACUAAUCCAUCAAAAUCUAAAAAAUCAACAGAUGAUAGUGCUGCUUUACUCCUACUAAGCUUAAAGUCUUGA
Vanderwaltozyma polyspora DSM 70294 is the source of this 975-nucleotide messenger RNA. RefSeq lists its product as uncharacterized. The transcript has a single exon. Gene Ontology annotation, biological process: positive regulation of transcription from RNA polymerase II promoter by glucose. The record is from RefSeq and is a predicted model, not a curated record. NCBI's taxonomy places the organism in Eukaryota, Fungi, Ascomycota, Saccharomycetes, Saccharomycetales, Saccharomycetaceae. Bases 1 to 975 code for a protein of 324 amino acids. Gene Ontology annotation, cellular component: nucleus. Gene Ontology annotation, molecular function: sequence-specific DNA binding.